Ziziphus jujuba (common jujube) is the source of this 3455-nucleotide messenger RNA. RefSeq names its product DNA mismatch repair protein MSH2. Gene Ontology annotation, molecular function: mismatched DNA binding; ATP binding; ATP-dependent DNA damage sensor activity. The transcript is spliced from 13 exons. Gene Ontology annotation, biological process: mitotic recombination; mismatch repair. The coding region runs from base 266 to 3094 and encodes 942 amino acids. The record is from RefSeq and is a predicted model, not a curated record. NCBI's taxonomy places the organism in Eukaryota, Viridiplantae, Streptophyta, Magnoliopsida, Rosales, Rhamnaceae. Gene Ontology annotation, cellular component: MutSalpha complex; nucleus.
CCGGAGCGUGGUGACACGAGCUCUCCCUCUCACUUCCAAAACCAAAAGCCCAAAAGCCCCGCCAAUCUCUUUCCCGCCAAUUACCCAUAAAACAACAAUUUCUGUAUAUAAAUAUAUAUAUAUAUAUAUAUACAGAAUAUUUCUAUACUUUAAUUCCACUCUCAGAGACUCCUAACAGUCAAUUUUUUCCGUGCGGGAGAGAGAGAGAGAGAGAGAGAGAGAGAGAGAGAAAAAAAAAAAAAAAAAAAAACUAGGUUAAUCGACAAUGGGUGAGAGUUUUGAGGAGCUAAGCAAGCUUCCUGAGCUCAAACUAGAUGCCAAACAAGCUCAGGGAUUUCUUUCAUUCUUCAAAACCCUGCCCGACGACCCAAGAGCUAUUCGAUUCUUUGAUCGCCGGGACUACUAUACUGCUCAUGGCGAAAAUGCAACUUUCAUUGCAAAGACCUACUACCAUACUACCACUGCACUGCGACAGUUAGGCAGUGGUUCUGAUGGCCUGUCUAGUGUCAGUGUCAGUAGAAACAUGUUUGAAACAAUUGUCCGGGAUCUUCUCCUGGAGAGAACAGACCAUGCUGUUGAGCUUUAUGAGGGCAGUGGCUCUAGUUGGAGACUGGUGAAAAGUGGAACUCCUGGAAAUAUAAGUAGUUUUGAAGAUAUUUUAUUUGCCAACAAUGAGAUGCAGGAUACUCCUGUUAUUGCUGCACUAUUGCCUAAUUUUCGUGAAAAUAGUUGUACCAUUGGGUUAGGCUAUAUUGAUUUAACUAAAAGAGUUCUUGGGUUAGCUGAAUUUAUUGAUGAUAGCCACUUCACAAAUUUGGAAUCAGCGUUGGUUGCUCUUGGUUGUAAGGAAUGCCUCAUGCCUCUGGAAAGUGGAAAAUCUGGUGAAAUGAGAAAUUUGCAUGAUUCAUUGGCUAGAUGUGGUGUGAUGUUAACAGAGAGGAAGAAAACUGAGUUCAAGACAAGAGAUUUGGUGCAGGAUCUUGGUAGGCUUGUUAAAGGUUCUAUUGAACCUGUUCGAGAUUUAAUUUCUGGGUUUGAUAUUGCAUCCGGUGCUUUAGGGGCAUUAGUAUCAUAUGCAGAACUACUGGCAGAUGAGAGCAAUUAUGGAAAUUAUACAAUCCAAAGAUACAAUCUUCACAGCUACAUGAGGUUAGAUUCUGCUGCAAUGAGGGCACUAAAUGUCCUGGAAAGCAAAACAGAUGCAAACAAAAAUUUCAGUUUGUUUGGUCUCAUGAAUAGAACCUGUACUGCCGGAAUGGGAAAACGGUUACUACAUAUGUGGCUUAAGCAGCCUUUAUUAGACGUAGGUGAAAUCAAUACUAGGCUGGAUUUGGUACAAGCAUUUGUGGAGGAUCCUGCGCUUCGCCAAGAUUUGAGGCAGCAUCUUAAAAGAAUCUCAGAUAUUGAGCGACUUACAAACAAUCUUGAGAGGCGAAGAGUUGGUUUGCAGCAUAUUAUAAAGCUUUAUCAGUCUAGUAUAAGACUUCCAUACAUUGAGAGUGCCCUAGGAAAGUAUGAUGGUCAAUUUUCGUUGCUAAUCAAGCAGAGGUAUUUGGAUCUCCUUGAAUCAUUGACUGAUGAGGAUCACUUGAACAAGUUUAUUGCUCUAGUUGAAACUUCUGUAGACCUUGAUCAACUUGAGAAUGGGGAAUACAUAAUAUCUUCUAGUUAUGACGCUGCAUUGUCAGCACUGAGAAAGGAUCAAGAGUCAUUAGAACGCCAAAUACACAAUUUGCAUAAGCAAACUGCUAAUGAUCUUGAUUUGGCUCUAGAUAAGGCUUUAAAACUAGAUAAAGGCACACAAUUUGGACAUGUUUUUAGGAUUACAAAGAAAGAAGAACCAAAAAUAAGGAAGAAGCUUACCACCCAAUUCAUUGUGCUGGAAACUCGAAAGGAUGGAGUGAAAUUCACAAACACAAAGCUUAAAAAGCUGGGGGACCAGCAUCAAAAGAUUCUCGAGGAGUACAAGAAUUGUCAGAAAGAACUGGUUAACCGAGUAGUUCAAACUGCAGCAACUUUCUCAGAGGUGUUCAGGUCUUUAGCUGCUUUGCUAUCUGAAUUAGAUGUUUUACUCAGUUUUGCUGAUUUGGCUUCUAGUUGCCCUACUCCCUACACCAGACCAGACAUCACUCCGUCGGAUGAGGGAGAUAUCAUAUUGCAAGGGAGUAGACAUCCAUGUGUUGAAGCUCAAGACUGGGUGAACUUUAUCCCAAAUGAUUGUGAACUGGUGAGGGGAAAAAGUUGGUUUCAAAUCAUAACGGGCCCUAAUAUGGGUGGAAAAUCAACAUUUAUUAGGCAGGUUGGUGUGAACAUUUUAAUGGCACAAGUUGGUUCUUUUGUUCCAUGUGAUAAAGCUAGCAUUUCUGUUCGUGAUUGCAUUUUUGCUCGUGUGGGUGCUGGUGAUUGCCAGCUACGUGGAGUUUCUACCUUUAUGCAAGAGAUGCUCGAGACCGCAUCAAUUUUGAAAGGAGCUACAGAUAAGUCAUUGAUAAUCAUUGAUGAAUUGGGCCGAGGGACAUCAACUUAUGAUGGAUUUGGUUUAGCUUGGGCGAUUUGUGAGCACCUUGUUGAAGUGAUUAAAGCACCAACUUUGUUUGCAACUCACUUUCAUGAAUUGACUGCAUUAGCAUUUCAAAAUGCUGAUCCUGAGCCCGAUAUGAAGCAUAUUGUUGGUGUCGCAAACUACCAUGUUAGUGCACAUAUCGACUCAUCAAGUCGAAAAUUGACCAUGCUAUAUAAGGUUGAGCCAGGACCCUGUGAUCAAAGUUUUGGUAUUCAUGUUGCAGAAUUUGCAAACUUUCCUGAAAGUGUUGUUUCCCUUGCUCGAGAAAAGGCUUCUGAAUUAGAGGAUUUCGCACCUACUGCAAUUAUUUCAAAUGAUUCUGUAGAACAGGUAGGAUCAAAGCGCAAGAGAGAAUGUGAUCCGGAUGAUGUCUCCCGGGGUGCUGCCCGGGCACACCAGUUUCUGAAAGAGUUUUCUGAUCUGCCAUUAGAGAAGAUGGAUUUAAAGCAGGUUUUAGAAAAAAUAAGCAAAAUGAAAAGUGACUUGGAGAAGGAUGCAGUAAACUGCCGAUGGCUCCAGCAAUUCAUCUAGGUGAUGUUCAAAUGGAAGUUGCCUAAUUUUGUUUUGAAUUGUUGUACAGCUUGUCCCUGUAUGAAGUUCUGUUUGACUGAUUCUCAUGGAAGUGUCAUCUGGUCUUUCCUCCCAUUUUGUGCCCUCCUGCAGUUUUGCUUAGAUCACAGCUUGACACUUUUUCUUUUUCUUUUUUUUUUUUUUUUUUUCCCCUUCUCUUUUUUGCUUUUUGAAAAGGAGAUGCUGGUUUUGUGGUUUGUUUAUUUUUCUUUUGCGGCAUGAUCAGGCACGUGGUGUUGGUACCUUUGGCUGCUCCUGGAGUAACAUUAGGUUAUCUUGUUAGGAAUGUAAAUAUGGUGAUUUAUAUAUUUAUUUUUGUCAA